AUGUUGGAAAGUUUACCAUCUCCAUCCGAUAACCAUAAUUCAUUUUCAUUUUUAAGUGUAUGUUUCAAAUUAAUAAAUUUUAUUACAUUAAAAAUAGUUAUAUAUUUAGAGAAUGGUGGUGGUGAUGGUGAUGGUGGUGGUGGUGAUGGUGGCGGUGAUGGUGAUAAAACUUAUUCAUGUUCUGCUUGUGGUGUAACAUUGAUGCAAGAAUCAUCAUUACACUUACAUAUACGAUCACGUCAUAAUGAUAAUAUUAAAUAUUUUUCAUUAAUACGUAAACAAGAAUAUUUAAAAAAAGAUUUACCAAAAUUUGAUACAUUCAAAUCAUCAUCAUCAUCAUCAUCAUCAUCAUCAUCAUCAUCAUCAUCAUCAUCAUCAUCAUCAUCAUCAUCAUCAUCAUCAUCAUCAUCAUCAUCAUCAUCAUCAUCAUCAUCAUCAUCAUCAUCAUCAUCAUCAUCAUCAUCAUCAUCAUCAUCAUCAUCAUCAUCAUCAUCAUCAUCAUCAUCAUCAUCAUCAUCAUCAUCAUCAUCAUCAUCAUCAUCAUCAUCAUCAUCAUCAUCAUCAUCAUCAUCAUCAUCAUCAUCAUCAUCAUCAUCAUCAUCAUCAUCAUCAUCAUCAUCAUCAUCAUCAUCAUCAUCAUCAUCAUCAUCAUCAUCAUCAUCAUCAUCAUCAUCAUCAUCAUCAUCAUCAUCAUCAUCAUCAUCAUCAUCAUCAUCAUCAUCAUCAUCAUCAUCAUCAUCAUCAUCAUCAUCAUCAUCAUCAUCAUCAUCAUCAUCAUCAUCAUCAUCAUCAUCAUCAUCAUCAUCAUCAUCAUCAUCAUCAUCAUCAUCAUCAUCAUCAUCAUCAUCAUCAUUAUGA
This is a messenger RNA of Schistosoma margrebowiei, 858 nucleotides long. The record is from the annotation of a GenBank genome assembly. NCBI's taxonomy places the organism in Eukaryota, Metazoa, Platyhelminthes, Trematoda, Strigeidida, Schistosomatidae.